AUGUUGUUGUUCUUGUUGUUGCUGUCAUUGACUCUAUCCCAAUAUCGGUGCGGACUUCGUUCCAAAUCAUCAUUGCCAACGGCCCCUCUUUCUGCACCCGGAACCCGAACCCCAAACUUCGGCAUGCCGAUAGACCUGAGCAACCCCAGACUUCCCCGCAAAGCCAAAAUAGUCAGGGCUAUCUACAUAAUAGGCGCCGGCCCCUCCGGCCUUCUCCUCGCCCUGCUCCUCUCCCGCCAUGGGCGUUCUCCUUCCAUAUCCUCCCCUUCCUCCCUCUUCGGACCACCCGACGGCAGCGGUAUAGGUAUCCCAGUAACCAUCCUCGAAGCCUCCCACGCACUCGACUCCCGCCCGCGCGCCGCCCACUACGGCACACCAUGCAUUCCCGACCUCAUUCGCGCAGGCAUCAUCGACAAGAUCCGUGAUCGUGGAUUUGUCCUGUCGAGUAUGACGUGGAGGAAGCCCAGGACUUUUGAAGAAGUAGGCGGGUUUGAGUCGGGAGGGUUGAGGGGUGUUUCGCUAGAUGGGCUGGAAGGGGUGCCGGAGGGGGUGUGGGGUUUACCUAUAGGGACGGAUGGGAAAGGAAAAGGAAAAGGAGAAGGAGAAGAAGAAGGAGAAGGAAAAGGAGAAGGAGAAGAAGGAGAAGAAGGAGAAGAAGGAGAAGAUUUGAGGACGCAUUGUCUUGUUUUGCAGGAUUUGUGUAAGGUGAUGCUUGAGGAGUGUGUGGAACGGGGGGUGGAGGUGUGCUGGAGGCAUAAGGUUGUGGGGGUUGGGCAUACGGGUUUGGGGGAUGAGGAUGGGGAAGAAGAGAAGGGAGAGGAAAAAGGGGAGGAAAGGGGGGCUUGGGUUGAGGUUGAGAUUACGGGGGAGGAUGGGGAAGUGAAGGAGAGGAAAAAGGUCGGUGGGGAGGGAUGUAUCGUAGUGGGCGCGGAUGGAGCGAAUAGUGCGGUUAGAAAGGGACUGUUUGGGGAUGAGUUCCCGGGGUUUACCUGGGAUAGGACGAUUAUUGCUACGAAUACAUACUACGACUUUGACAAAUUCGGCUGGUCCGACGCCAACUUCAUCAUCGACCCCGAGAACUUUUUCAUGGCAGCCCGCAUAUCCCCCUCCACCCCCUCCACCCCCUCCCACCCUUCUCUGUACCGCAUCACCUACGCCGAAGUCCCCAACCUCACCCACGCCCAAUACCUCGCCCGCCAACCCUUCAAAUUCCAAUCCAUCCUCCCCGGCUCGCCCACCCCGGACCAAUACCAACUCCUCACCCUCUCUCCUUACAAAAUGCACCAGCGCUGCGCGCCCUCCUUCCGCGUUGGUCGUGUGCUACUAGUAGCAGACGCCGCCCACCUGUGUAACCCGUGGGGAGGCCUGGGUAUCACAGGCGGGUUCGUCGAUGUAGGCGGGCUGUAUGAUUGUCUGGCGGGCAUCUGGGAUGGGAAAGCAGAUGAGGAGGAGAUUUUGGAGCUGUAUAGUGAGAAGAGGAUGGAGAAGUGGAAGACGGUUAUUGACCCGGUGAGUCAGGAGAAUUUUAGGAGGGUGAGUGGGCAGUUGGAGUUGGAAAAGGAUGAGUUUUUGGGGGCGUUGAAGGAGGUGAAGGGGGAUGAAAAGGGGGUGGGAAAGGUGUUGUUGGGGAUGAUGGGUGUUAGGUAUGAUUUUACGGGGCAUUAUAGGCGGUGA
This is a messenger RNA of Neurospora crassa OR74A, 1674 nucleotides long. RefSeq names its product monooxygenase. Gene Ontology annotation, cellular component: mitochondrion. Gene Ontology annotation, biological process: ubiquinone biosynthetic process. NCBI's taxonomy places the organism in Eukaryota, Fungi, Ascomycota, Sordariomycetes, Sordariales, Sordariaceae. The record is from RefSeq and is a predicted model, not a curated record. The transcript is spliced from 5 exons. Bases 1 to 1674 code for a protein of 557 amino acids. Gene Ontology annotation, molecular function: FAD binding; oxidoreductase activity.